Hydractinia symbiolongicarpus is the source of this 4440-nucleotide messenger RNA. RefSeq lists its product as uncharacterized. Gene Ontology annotation, biological process: telomere maintenance; DNA repair. The record is from RefSeq and is a predicted model, not a curated record. Gene Ontology annotation, molecular function: DNA helicase activity. The coding region runs from base 1 to 4440 and encodes 1479 amino acids. Lineage: Eukaryota; Metazoa; Cnidaria; Hydrozoa; Anthoathecata; Hydractiniidae. The transcript has 7 exons.
AUGCUACACAAAGCUGUUAGCUGGCUACCAAACAAAUCUGCUGGCCAAACGGAAAGCUUGCUAAUUAAAGUUGUGUAUUCUUCUGUCAUGUCUAACCCAGAGAGUAAUAACAGUAACAACUGUGUACGUGGUUUUAGGCUUUUCAAUAAUGCAGGUAGGUUUGUGUUUCAGCGCCCAGAAAAUAAUCAAAGGUUAAUAGGUCUCAUUAUGGGUCAGAUACCAGAUCUUCCUCAACAUAUUGAACUGCCACAGGUAAAUGUCAUACCACGUACAUCAAUUAUUGAUGAUGUGUCUUUAGCUAGGCGUAGACAUGCACAAUAUGUUGCGUCCUUACGCCAUUCCGAAACAGUUAAUCAAGUUAACAAUAGGAAUCAGAGUGAUUCAGUUAGGCAAGCAGCAAGUCGUAGUGCUGAAUGUAAUGAGCAGACUGCCAAUAGACGUGCACGUGAUGAUGAAAGACAUACUAUCGCACGUCAAGCACAUAAUGAUCAGGCUACCAAUAGACGUGCUCGGGAUGCUACAAGGCAAACUAUUGCUCGACAAAGGCAAAAUGUUUCGCAGGUUGCAAAUAGAAGACGAGCAAAUGCACAACGAAACGUUGCUGUUCGUGCUCGCAGAAAUGCCCCAUACUAUAAUGUUGCACGUCAACAUGUAUUGCCUAACGUUUAUUAUUUAGGUGUUAUGGACAAAAAUUGUCAAGUUAUAAAGUUUGAAAAUGAAGAGUGUUUCAAAUGCUGCCAUAAUGGUAAAGUUGCACUUGAUAAUUUGUCACCAUACCCUGAACAGCUAAGGCAACUGUUAACAAAUAAUGAUACUGCUCAGGCACGGAACUUUCAAAUGAAUAUACGUAAGUAUAAUAGUGCAGUUUCGUUUGCUUCCUUUGGAGCAAAUCUUCGACCUCCCCCUGGCCGUGGGCCACCAUGCUUUCGUAUAUGCAGUCAAAUAUGGCAUCGUGUUGGGGAUCUUCACCCUCCUGAGGGACAAACUCCUGUUUUUAACCAACUUUAUAUUUAUGAAGCAGGUAGAGCACUCAAUGAGAGAAUGGCACGUCCUGAAAAUAAUGGCUGUAGAGAAGACGUGAUGCAAACUGUUCAGGAUAUAAUGAACAGAGUUAGUCCUUUUGCUGCUGCAUACAGGUACAUGGCUGAAGUUGAAGCUGAUGAAAUUGCUCAGGCAGCAGCUGAAAACCGUGUCCCAUCAGAAGUACGCAUGUGCAUGAGAGUUGGCAGUGAUCGAAGGCGAUAUAACUUGCCACAUCAUGACGAAGUAGCUGCAGUUUUUGUUGGCCAAGAUGGAGCUCCUCCUGGAAACAGGGAUAUUGUUACCUACCCACGUGCAGGCAAUUUGCGAAAUAUUUUUACGGUAUCUGCAAAUUUAGAGCCGAUGGUUUAUCCUCUAUUUUUUCCAAGGGGUGAACCAGAUUGGUAUUAUGGGAUACCCCAUGUUGCCAAACGUGCAACCCGUACUCGAAAUACUACUACAAUGUUGCAAUAUUAUACUUACCGUUAUUGUGUGGAUUCUUAUGUUAAAGUUGAGGGUAACAACUUAAAUUACAUUCGUGCGAAUCAAACAAACCUGCGUGUUGACAGUUAUGAAGGUUCAGCUGACCACUUGAAUGCACGAGCUGAAGAGCGAGACCUUCAACCAGGACGUAUUGUUGUCCUUCCUUCAAGUUUUCAAGGAAGUCCACGUGCCAUGGCUCCAAACUAUCAAGAUGCUAUGGCUGUCAUUGGUAAAUUUGGAAAACCAGAUUUUUUUCUGACUUUUACAUGCAAUCCAAAAUGGCGUGAGAUUACAGAAAAUUUGUUUGCAGGCCAACGUGCACAUGAUCGGCCUGAUUUAGUUUCUCGAGUUUUUAAAUUGAAACUAAAUGAACUCCUAAAAGAUGUCACUGAAAGGGGUGUUUUAGGUAAAACUGUAUCACAUGUUUAUGUUAUAGAAUUUCAAAAGAGGGGUUUACCUCAUUGUCAUUUGUUACUUCAUUUAGAUCCCAAUGAUAAACUUCGGGAUGCAGAUGACAUAGACAGUGUUAUUUCAGCCGAAAUUCCUAAUCAACAGGAACAACCUGAGCUGUUUGAAAUUAUUCGGUCGUGUAUGAUUCAUGGACCAUGUGGCUAUCUGAAUCCUAAUUCUAGGUGUAUGGAGGAUGGUGUUUGCACAAAAAACUUUCCGAAAAAUUUUUUAGGGUCUACCGUUGCAGACGUUGAUGGAUAUCCAUUGUAUAGACGUCGUAAUAAUGGAAUACAUAUCAAUGUCAAUAAUGUUGAUGUAGAUAAUCGAUGGGUUGUUCCCUACAAUCCAUGGCUCUCCAAAAAAUACAAUGCACAUAUAAACUUAGAGGCUUGCAUGUCUGUUAAAUCUGUUAAAUACCUUUAUAAAUAUAUUUAUAAGGGUCAUGAUUGUGCCAACAUUGAGAUCAAUGAACGUAUUAUUGAUCACGAUGAGGUACAGACGUUUUUAGACGCUAGGUAUGUCAGUGCGCCAGAAGCAAUAUGGCGCCUUUUUGAAUUUAAAAUGCAUCAGCAAUCUCAUGUUGUCCAUAGACUGCCAGUGCACUUGCCUAAUAAUCAUAUUGUUCAUUUUCAGCCAGACCAGGUUGAAGAAGCUGUGAACAGAGCUGCAAAUCAAGCCACUAAAUUAACAGCUUGGUUUGUGCUAAAUGGAGAGAAUCACAAUGCUCGCCAAUAUUUGUAUCCAGACAUUCCUCUUCAUUUCGUUUUCAAUAACGACAGGAAAGCUUGGACACCAAGGCGAAACUUUAACCUUAAAAUUGUCUCUAGAAUGUAUAGUGUGAGUCCUCGCGCAGGUGAGCUUUUUUAUUUACGUAUGCUAUUAUUACAUACGUGUGGUGCAAAAUCUUAUGAAGAUUUAAGAACUGUGGAUGGUAAUGUCGCUGAGACAUUUCGUGAAACCUGUUUAUUGGGUGGACUACUGCAAGAUGAUACCGAAUGGAACAAUACUUUGGAGGAGGCUGUCAACUUCCAGAUGCCUCGGCAAUUAAGACAAUUGUUUGCAAUAAUACUUAUCCACUGUGAACCUUCUGAUCCUUUUACUUUGUGGACAAGGUACAAGGGUUCUAUGUGUGAGGAUUAUCCUCGCCAAAUGAACGAGGAUCAAGCUGAGUACAGGGUGCUUCAAGAUAUUUAUUCUGUACUUAGACAAUCUGGUAAAUCUCUUACUGAUUUUAAUCUUCCAAGUUUAGAUGAAAUACCUCCAGCUGAAAACAUUGAUGUAGCUUUGGAGGCUGGAAGAGCUUCUCAACUGAGGGCUCAACUUACUGAAGAACAGACAGCACUGGCUGAUGCAGUUAUAGAAGCGGUUGUAAAUGUUGCUAACAAUACAGCCCAAAACAACCGUUUGUUUUAUUUAGAGGGUGCUGGUGGCAGUGGUAAAACCUUUACUUAUAAUUACCUUAUUUCCAAAAUUUCAGGUAGAGGUUUUCAAGUUGGAACUGCUGCAUUUACUGGUAUAGCAGCAACUCUUUUAAAAAACGGUACCACUAUACAUAAGUUACUUCGGUUACCAGUUCCUAUUUUGGAAAACAGUACAUGCAGCAUAACUCCGGUGUCUGCUUAUGCUGCUGAGCUACGGCAAAAAAAUCUCUUUUUACUUGAUGAAUCUUCCAUGAUUCCCAAGCAUGCUUUCCAUGCAAUAGAUCGUCUUCUUCGAGACAUUUGCAAUAGCGAACUUCCAUUUGGAGGUAAAGUUGUUCUUUUAGGUGGUGAUUUUUCACAAUUAUUGCCUGUUGUCAGAAAAGGAAAUCCAACUGAAAUUGUUGACAUGUGCCUAAAAAGUUCUCCACCAUGGCACUUGGUUACAGAAUUUAAAUUAACUCACAACAUGAGAACGAGGCCAGGAGAACAAGAAUUUGCUGCAUGGCUUCUGCAACUUGGAAAAGGUGUUUUACCAGUUCGGGAACAACCACCGUUUCAAGGUGCAAUUGAAGUGCCAUCCAAUUGUGUGUUACAACAAAAUCAAUGUAUUGUUAAUACUUUGUUUAGGGAUUUUCACCCAGAAAAUAUGGCAUCAUCUGUAAUACUAACACCUACAAAUGAUGAUUCACUUAUCAUUAAUGAUCAGGUGUUGGAGUUGUUGCCGGGUAUGCCUCCUCAUUGUCUUAAAUUAAAAUCGGGUGCCAUUGUUAUGUUAUUAAGAAACAUAAACAUAAAUAAAGGCUUAUGUAAUGGCACUCGCCUAAUUGUAAGAUAUCUUCACGACAACUGUGUCGAUGCUGAAGUACUCACUGGCAAUGCUAUUGGAGAUAGGGUACUUAUUCCAAGGGUGCAACUUGCACCUCCGGAUACAGGUAUGCCUUUAGUUUUGCGUCGCAGACAGCUUCCACUAAGGCUUUCUAUUGCUAUGACAAUAAACAAGGCACAAGGUCAAACCUUGAAAAGAGCAAGGGCAUUUGAUGAUGUUAGAGUGAUGUUAUCAGAGUAA